This is a messenger RNA of Thecamonas trahens ATCC 50062, 2028 nucleotides long. RefSeq lists its product as uncharacterized. Gene Ontology annotation, biological process: protein N-linked glycosylation. The record is from RefSeq and is a predicted model, not a curated record. Lineage: Eukaryota; Apusomonadida; Apusomonadidae. The transcript has 2 exons. Bases 1 to 2028 code for a protein of 675 amino acids. Gene Ontology annotation, molecular function: alpha-(1->6)-fucosyltransferase activity.
AUGCUUGUGCUGGUGGCCACAGCUGCCAAGAUCGAGACGGUGGCCGAGACGGUGGCCGAGACGGUGGCCGAGAGGGUGGCCGAGACGGUGGCCGAGGGCAGCGGGGGAAAGGGCGACGAGAGCAAGGCACUGGAGGAGGCGGCCGAGGCGUUGCGAGAAGCGGCCGCGGCGCAACCGGCGUGUGUCAACAUCUCGACGUGUGAUGUCGAUCUGGCUCUCCGGCUGCAUCUGCAGCAACAGCCGAAGAACUGCCGGAGCCGCAGGCUGCUGAUUGUCAAUCUGCCGGUCGACGAUGGACUUGGCUCUGUGGUCAUGACGGUGGUAGGCGCGCUGGCUGAGGGCCUCUACUCGGGGCGGACGGUGGUGCUCGCGCCGCACGAUCUCGGGUACACGGGUGCGGUAAGCGGUCGCGCCAAUGCGACCGGUGAGUGGGCAUCGAUCUUCAAGCGCAUCUCGUCGUGCACCGUCCACGACGUCAGCGCACCCGAGUGGGUGGCACUCUCGCGGCAUCCGGGCCUCGACCACGCACGGGUCAAGUUUGCCGAGGUCCGUCGUGGCCUCCUCGCCUUUGCGCCCCUCGACAUCUACCGGAUUGUGGACCACGCGCCGAUCUGGUUUGCCUCGCGGCUGCUCGACUAUGUCUUCAAGUUUGCGCCCGGGCUCAAGGCCGAGAUGGAGCAGUUUGCACGGGUGCUCGAAGCCCAUCUCCCGGCCGGUCCGUCGUCGUGUGUCUCGGUCCAUGUCCGCCGCGGCGAGCUGGCGUCUGCACCUGGUCGUUUUGCCGACUUCCGAUCCGUCUACGACAACGAGGCUUAUCUCGCGGCGGUGGCUCGCGCAGUCGGGCCGGCCACCUCUGCCGUGGUGUGGGCGUCGGACACGGGCGCGUCGCUGCCAGCGACAGUGGCUGCGGUGGCCGAGGGUGAUGCGCGUGUGCCGCGGCGGCCGGGUGAGCCGGGCCACUUUCGGUUUGCGCAUCUCUCGUCGGACGCCGGCCUGCACACGCUCCUCAAGACCAGCGAGAACGAGACGCUGGAGGCACAGCGAGCAGCAGUGGCGGGCGAUGUGGGCGCUGGCGAGUUUGCUGUCCGCGUGACGACCGAGACGCUGAAGGACAUGCUGACGCUCGGGGCGUGCUCGACCCAGGUCGGGACAGUCCAGUCGGCGAUGAGCGUGGUGGCGCAGCUGCUGGCGUACAACCGUACCGGCACGCCGCCGACGGUCCACUAUCUGGACGCCGAGGCCGUGGCCAACGGUGAGGUUGUCCACGGCGGGCUCCGGUCUGGGAUCAUGAUCGACCCUGCGUCGCAGGCGGGGCGAGUUCCGCCGCCGCGGGACGGGGUGGCCACACGGUGGCGGACCAUCUCGAUGCGGUUCGGCAACGGGCUGGUGCAGCCGCGGCUGGAGGCUGACGUCGCGUCGCUGGUGACGUACGAUGGCGCUUCCGGACUCCCUCGCGUCAAUCUGACCGCGGUCGACGCUGCGGUAGCGCGCGACGACCUCAACGGAACGCAACGGUACCGCGAGCUGAAGGAGCUCCCGGCCAUGGGUGGUAUGUUCUACGACAUCUCGCCGCUCUGUCCGUGGGACGAGCUCCUUGCCGCCACCGACUCGCAGGUGAUAGAGGUUGUAGCGAGCAUCGAGGCCAUGGCUGACUACUGGUCGGAUGUGACGGUGCUGGCGUGCGUGGAGCACAUGGCGUCGGUGCUGGUCACCACCGAUGCGCCUAGGCGCGGCUCGGACCUCUUCCCGCUCUUCCGCAAGCUCGUCCAGCUCUCGGGCCUCGUCCGCAGCGAGCCGGUCUCUCUCUGGCCUUGGUUUGCCAAGGCGGUCGCCGACAGCUGGGAUACUGUCAGUGACGAGCUCCCGCUCCUUGCCAAGGUCUUCCACGCCAUCAACGACCUCGCGGCGCCAAACGCGCUCGUCCGCGCGCGGCUCGAGCAUGCGUAUGCCGCCAGUGAACGCGCCAAGGAGAGCGCUGCCGCCGAGAGCAGUGCUGCUGCGACCGAGGCUGGCCAUGACGAGCUGUAA